Molecule: messenger RNA, 1299 nt
Organism: Saccoglossus kowalevskii
Lineage: Eukaryota; Metazoa; Hemichordata; Enteropneusta; Harrimaniidae
Product: segmentation polarity homeobox protein engrailed-like
Source: RefSeq, a predicted model, not a curated record
AUGCUUCGACAAUCUGAUAUUUAUGCUGGAGAACACAGUAUACAAGUAAUGAAAACUGCAAAGUACACAAUUUUUGACCAGUUACUGAGACAAAGCCCUACUCAUGACGAAAGCUACUCACCACCAAAGCCACUCACUACGAAGCUACUAGUUGGAGAUUGGCGACCUUCAACCCGGCCAAGUUGGCGACCUUCAACCCGGCCAAGUUGUCGACCUUCAACCCAGCCAAGUUGUCGACCUUCAACCCUGCCAAGUUGGCGACCUUCAACCCUGCCAAGUUGGCGACCUUCAACCCUGCCAAGUUGGCGACCUUCAACCCUGCCAAGUUGGCGACCUUCAACCCUGCCAAGUUGGCGACCUUCAACCCUGCCAAGUUGGCGACCCUCAACCCGGCCAAGUUGUCGACCCUCAACCCGGCCAAGUUGUCGACCUUCAACCCUGCCAAGUUGUCGAUCUUCAACCUGGCCAAGUUGUCGACCUUCAACCCUGCCAAGUUGUCGACCUUCAACCCUGCCAAGUUGUCGACCUUCAACCCUGUCAAGUUGUCAAUCUUCAACCCUGCCAAGUAGGCGACCUUCAACCCUGCCAAGUUGGCGACCUUCAACCCUGCCAAGUUGUCGACCUUCAACCCUGCCAAGUUGGCGACCUUCAACCCUGCCAAGUUGGCGACCUUCAACCCUGCCAAGUUGGCGACCUUCAACCCUGCCAAGUUGGCAACCUUCAACCCUGCCAAGUUGGCGACCUUCAACCCUGCCAAGUUGGCGACCUUCAACCCUGCCAACCAGAUUUGAAAAAGACGACAAACUAGCCAGAUUUGAAAAAGAUGACAAACUAGCCAGAUUUGAAAAAGAUGACAAACUAGCCAGAUUUGAAAAAAACGACAAACUAGCCAGAUUUGGAAAAAACGACAAACUAGCCAGAUUUGAAAAAGAUGAUAAACUAGCCAGAUUUGAAAAAGAUGACAAACUAGCCAGAUUUGAAAAAGAUGACAAACUAGCCAGAUUUGAAAAAGAUGACAAACUAGCCAGAUUUGAAAAAGAUGACAAACUAGCCAGAUUUGAAAAAGAUGACAAACUAGCCAGAUUUGAAAAAGACGACAAACUAGCCAGAUUUGAAAAAGAUGACAAACUAGCCAGAUUUGAAAAAGAUGACAAACUAGCCAGAUUUGAAAAAGACGACAAACUAGCCAGAUUUGAAAAAGAUGACAAACUUGUCACCUUUUUAUUUAUACGCAUAACAUAUCAGUAUGAAUGUGUUCAUUCUGUUCCCUUGUUUCUACAUCUAAAAAAUGUUAUUUAA